This is a messenger RNA of Dothidotthia symphoricarpi CBS 119687, 1212 nucleotides long. RefSeq names its product ketol-acid reductoisomerase mitochondrial precursor. Gene Ontology annotation, molecular function: ketol-acid reductoisomerase activity. The record is from RefSeq and is a predicted model, not a curated record. Gene Ontology annotation, biological process: L-valine biosynthetic process. Gene Ontology annotation, cellular component: mitochondrion. The transcript is spliced from 4 exons. Bases 1 to 1212 code for a protein of 403 amino acids. NCBI's taxonomy places the organism in Eukaryota, Fungi, Ascomycota, Dothideomycetes, Pleosporales, Dothidotthiaceae.
AUGGCUUCCCGACCUGCUGCCCGUGCUCUCCGCCAGUCCGCCAGGCAAUUGGCUGUCGCUCCUGCCCAGAAGCGCACCUUUGUCUCGGCUUUGAACGCUGUCCGCGCUGGUGUGGCCGCUGCCCCCAAGGCGGCUGUCACGUCCCAGUUCCAGCAGACCCGCGGUAUCAAGACGAUUGACUUCGCCGGUACCAAGGAGACCGUCUACGAGCGUGCUGACUGGCCAAGAGAAAAGCUUUUGGAAUACUUCAAGGAUGACACUCUCGCCCUCAUCGGCUACGGGUCUCAGGGUCACGGCCAAGGUCUCAACCUCCGUGACAACGGCCUCAACGUCAUUGUCGGUGUCCGAAAGGGCGGUGCCUCGUGGAAGGAGGCUGAGGAAGAUGGCUGGGUCCCCGGCAAGAACCUCUUCGACAUUGACGAGGCUAUUGGCAAGUCGACCAUUGUCAUGAACCUGCUCUCAGAUGCCGCUCAGUCUGAGACAUGGCCCGCCAUCAAGCCCCAGCUCAAGGGCAAGACUCUCUACUUCUCCCACGGUUUCUCACCCGUCUUCAAGGACCUCACCAAGGUCGAGGUCCCCACCGACAUCGACGUCAUCCUCGUCGCCCCCAAGGGCUCCGGCCGCACUGUCCGCUCCCUCUUCCGUGAGGGCCGUGGUAUCAACUCCUCCGUCGCCGUCUUCCAGGACGUCACCGGCAAGGCCAAGGAGAAGGCCGUCGCCCUCGGUGUUGCCGUCGGUUCCGGAUACCUGUACGAGACCACCUUCGAGAAGGAGGUCUACUCCGACCUGUACGGCGAGCGUGGCUGCCUGAUGGGCGGUAUCCACGGCAUGUUCCUCGCCCAGUACGAGGUUCUCCGUGAGCGCGGCCACAGCCCAUCUGAGGCUUUCAACGAGACCGUCGAGGAGGCUACCCAGUCCCUCUACCCCUUGAUCGGCGCCAACGGCAUGGACUACAUGUACGCUGCCUGCUCGACCACCGCCCGUCGUGGUGCCAUUGACUGGAGCAAACGCUUCAAGGAUGCCCUCAAGCCCGUCUUCGACGACCUUUACACUUCCGUCAAGGACGGCAGCGAGACCAAGCGCUCGCUCGAGUACAACUCGCAGCCCGACUACCGUGAGAAGUACAAUGCGGAGCUCAAGGAGAUUGACGACCUUGAGAUCUGGCGCGCCGGAAAGGCUGUUCGCUCCCUCCGCCCCGAGAACACCAAGUAA